UGAAGAUAUAUCGAUUAUUGAUGAUACCAUUACGUUAAACAAAUUGAUAAAUACAUGCAAUAAAAUUAAAUCAUUCAAUAUUUUAAAUAGUAGGAAAUAUGUUUUACCAAAAUUAAAAGAUUCCAAUACUAAAUUUAUUACCAAAGAUUCCGAUGACUAGAUUUUCUAUAGUUACUGGAUUGUUCUAUGGUAAAAAAUAUUAAUUCUAUGCAGAAAAGACCAAACUACCCCCAAGUAAAUUACCAUAAUUUCAAUUUACAACCAUUUUCUUUCCAAAUAACCAUUUAAUUUCCGAUAUUGCUAAAGCUUUCCAUGAGGCAGAUGCAUAUACAUCUCUCUCUCUCUCUCUCUCUCUCUCUCUCUCUCUCGUAUGUAUCAUAUGCUUUAGUAUAAUAAUAUAGCCUUUUAUAUCAUCACUGGUCUGCAAAAAAAAUGACUGUGGAGGAAAUAAGGGGCAACGGCGAUAAUUUUCCGGUGGGGCUGCGUGUUCUCGCCGUUGACGAUGACCCAAUUAGCUUGAAGUUAUUAGAGACUCUGCUCAGACAAUGCCAGUACCAUGUCGCUGCGAUGAGUCAGGCGAAAAUGGCUAUGGAGAUGUUAAGCGAAAACAAAUACAGAUUUGACCUUGUUAUCACUGACGUGCAUAUGCCCGACAUUGAUGGUUUUAAGCUUUUGGAGCUUGGUCUUGAAUUGGAUAUACCUGUUGUUAUGUUGUCGGCAAAUGGUGAUCCCAAACUAAUAGUGAAAGGGAUUACACGCGGUGCUUGCGAUUAUUUGGUAAAACCCAUCCGAAUUGAAGAAGUGAGGAAUAUAUGGAAACACCUGCUCAGGAGGAAAAACUGUGAUCCAAACAACCAGACGAAAUCCAGUGAUCAAGUUAAAUCUCCGGAAGUGCUAUUUAAUGGAAAUAGAAAAGACGGUGAAGAAAACGAAAAUGAUUGCAAAGACCCUUCAAUACAGAACAACGGUGAAGAAAACGAAAAUAAUUGCAACGACCCUUCAAGACAGAACAAGCCUCGGUUCAUCUGGACGGUAGAGUUUCACAAAAAGUUCGUUGAAGCCAUUAAUAUUUUGGGAAUCGAAGUAGCUAUUCCCGAACAAAUUCUUGACCUGAUGAACGUUGAUGGGCUUACCCAAGAAAUCGUGGCGAUACAUCUCAAGAUGUAUAAGCUUUAUCUAAGAAGACUUAGAGAAAUUCAAACGUUGCCAAACGUGGCCUUAUCUCCGUACUCAGCAACUGUCCAGCCGAGCCAAGCUCAGAGCUUGAGCAACUAACUGCAUUGCUUCACUCGGCGAAAUGAAUUUAAAUAAUACCCCCCCCUUUUAUUAUUCUUCUUCGAGUGUCGGUUUAGAACCUUCUGAGAGCGAAACAGAGAUUGCGUAUGAUCAAACGGUUUAGAAUAUUCUGGGAGCUUUAUUCUUAUUUAGUGCAGUAGAUUAUCAAUAAAUCUUUUUCUGGAGGAAUUAUUUUUUCUCUCGUUUAUCGUUUAUCGGUUAUCGGAAUUUGGCUCGUGACCGUGCACUUUGUUAUGAUGCUCAAACAUUUAUGUGAAUUUUUUCUAGGUUUUCUUGACUUGUUUUCAGGGUAAGUUUUUGCAAAUACAAUGUAUGUAAACUUAGGCAAAUAUUAUUGGAGAAAUCAACUCUCUCACCUUGUGAUCUUUACAAAAUG
Molecule: messenger RNA, 1672 nt
Organism: Erythranthe guttata (spotted monkey flower)
Lineage: Eukaryota; Viridiplantae; Streptophyta; Magnoliopsida; Lamiales; Phrymaceae
Product: two-component response regulator ORR24
Biological process (GO): cytokinin-activated signaling pathway; phosphorelay signal transduction system
Molecular function (GO): DNA binding
Source: RefSeq, a predicted model, not a curated record